Coffea eugenioides is the source of this 1230-nucleotide messenger RNA. RefSeq names its product F-box/kelch-repeat protein At3g23880-like. The record is from RefSeq and is a predicted model, not a curated record. Lineage: Eukaryota; Viridiplantae; Streptophyta; Magnoliopsida; Gentianales; Rubiaceae. The coding region runs from base 1 to 1230 and encodes 409 amino acids. The transcript has a single exon. Gene Ontology annotation, molecular function: protein binding.
AUGGAAUUUCGAGUAGGAUUAGAGCAUAGACAGGAUUCUUUUGGAAAUGAUCAUCAGAGAAACACUACUACUACAGUGCUAGACGUCCCAUGUCCGGUGCUGGCUGAGAUAUUUCUAAGACUUCCUGUUAAGUUUAUUCUACGCGCUAAGUCUACUUGUAAAUUAUGGCAUCAAAUUAUCAGCGAACCCACAUUUGCAGAAGCGCAACGAGCUAGAGCAAUGGGCAACAACCCUGGCUAUCUCUAUCGGUUCAGAUUUCAUCAUGGAAGUUUCUGCGAACCCGACUCUCCAAUUCAUUUUGCAGAAAGUGGAGUUGAAGGAAUGCAGCAAGUUCAUACCGAAAGAUUGAGGUACCUGGGGGACGUUCGAGGUUUAACUCCGGGUUUUGCUUCAAGCGGUGGUUUAGUGGCAUUUUGCCUCCCUAAUCCAGAUAGCUAUUACGUCUGGAAUCCCAUCAUCGGAGAGAAAGUACAAGUUCCUUUUCCUGAUCUGGGUUUACCACCAGGUUUUCAGCUGAUAUGGGGGGGAUUUGGCUUCUCCUCAUCGUCCAAGGAAUAUAAGAUUGUUCACUUUAGUUUUCCUUGCUGUCGAGAUGCGUACGAGUAUGAAACUCAGAGCCCGCGAGUUGCAAGCCAGGGACAUGGCGCAACAUACAGUCUUGGUCCUUGCAGGAAUUGGAAAACGAUUCACCACGUUCCUUUCAGGCCUUGGAACCUAGAUUACAUCGACUGUAACGGAACUCUGUUUUGGAAGAAUGCUGGGGAAGAUGAGGAAGCGGAGAGUAGGACGAUAGGAUCAUUCGACACAUCUUCUGAAGAAUUUCGAUCCUUCUCACUUCCAUUUCCAUUUCCAAGUGAUGAAGUGAAGAAUUACAGACUCGUUAAGUUGGGAGACACAAUUGGCUGUGUAUGCAUGGAAGGUUUUAGAAGACAGAAUACGAUGAGCAUUUGGCGUUUGAGAGCUGAUGAUGAUGUAAAGGAGGAACAAGUUUGUUGGGUCAAGGAGUACGCUUUGGCAGCAGGCUUACCCUUCUUAGGCUUCGUUCAUAUUCAAUUCGGAGUAGCUGCGUCUUCCGAUGCGAGUACGAUUUUUGCUUAUGAUGCCGCCAGGAAGGAGUUUAAACCCACUGCACUACCUCUCCCUACUACAGGAAGGCAAGCAGGCGUCAGGCUUUUCUGUCCUCAUGCUGCCUCCCUCAUCUCGCCCAAACAAAUUUUGGCAACAAAAUAA